Messenger RNA from Zootoca vivipara (common lizard), 1182 nucleotides. Its product is annotated as C-type lectin domain family 2 member D. The record is from RefSeq and is a predicted model, not a curated record. NCBI's taxonomy places the organism in Eukaryota, Metazoa, Chordata, Lepidosauria, Squamata, Lacertidae.
UGACCGCACCCUGCAUUGCCACUUUCCUCAAGCAAACAUAGCUUGUCUCGGUGCCAGCUGAGAAAAGUAUACAUUGUGACUCUUCAUUCCAGCUUCUACAGACACUUUCUGCAAUUCUGAAGUUUGCUGGUGGAGCCAAAUAGCUUCUAAACUGGAAGGGAGCCUGAAGGACUGAAUCAAAUAGGAACCAAAGAUCCAACUACCAUCAUAUCAGAGUUCAGCUGCGGCCCAGCUGCCAUACCCAGUUCCGACUGUCCUGACCUUGGACAGGAGAGUCCAAGUCCUGCAGUCUUGAAGGAAGAAAUGGAGGAUGGUUGGCCACAGAGAAACCCCCUACGCCAGAGAAGGAAUCGUCCUGAAGCAAGAGUUCAUGAAAGACCUGCAAUGCAAGAGAAUCAACAGUGUAAUCAAACAACUAUUAUCAUAGCUGUAAUCACCACCAUCAUAGCUGUAAUCACCACCAUCAUAGUUUGGUUGGCAGCACAGAAUAUUAAUCAGCCAUGCAGUGAGGUGUCAUCUGUUCGGGCCUGUCCAGCUUUGUGGAUCAACUAUGAGGGGAAAUGCUACUUUUUCUCAGAGGAAAAAGGAGAUUGGGCUUCCAGUCAGAUAUUUUGUGAUUCACAUAAUUCCGCCCUGGCUGUGAUUGACAGCGAGCAAGAAAAGGCAUUCAUUCUGCGCUACAUCAGGGACACUGGUCACUGGAUUGGUCUGAGGAAGGACUCUGGACAAACCUGGAAAUGGGGAAAUGGGGAAGAAUUCAAGAACACGUUGGAGCUGAAAGGAAAUGGAGAGUGUGCAUUUCUGAGCACUGACUUUGCUGUGUCAGACUGCCAUGUAGCAAAAAACUGGAUCUGCAGCCAGCCUGAUACUUAUACAAGGAGCAGAGGUUAGAGUGCCAUUCUAACCAGCAACAUAUGAGAUCCAAAUGGAACCCCAGUAAUUUGGCCUCUGCAUUUUGGACCAACUGAACUUUCCAAGUCAUCUUCAAGGGCAGCUUUUCCUAUUUUUGAAACAGAGAAUGACCAGCUUGGCUUAAUCAUGCCGUUGUCUUGGGUCUUUCGUUGGAGGUGAAAGAAGAAAAUCAAUUGUGCAUUUCUGAGCUUCUUUGUAACUCCACUUUCUAAAGCAGCACCCAUAUAUCCUGUCUCUUACAUUUCCAUGUAAUAAACCAAAUCCUUACAA